Molecule: messenger RNA, 1107 nt
Organism: Ailuropoda melanoleuca (giant panda)
Lineage: Eukaryota; Metazoa; Chordata; Mammalia; Carnivora; Ursidae
Product: testisin-like
Exons: 7
Coding region: 59-1027 (322 amino acids)
Biological process (GO): proteolysis
Molecular function (GO): serine-type endopeptidase activity
Source: RefSeq, a predicted model, not a curated record
GGCCGGGCCCCCGAGCCGGCGGAAGCGGAGGGGGCGCCACGCGGCGGGACAGGAGGCCAUGGACGCGCGCGUCGGGGCGCUGCUGCUGGCGCAGCUGCUGGUGUUCGGGAGGCAGGAGUUUCAGGAUGGGGACCAGCUGUUUGCAGGUUUCGAGAACUCGUCGUUGCUCACGUGGCCCUGCGGCCAACGAUCCAUUUCAACGCGCGUGGUGGGCGGAAAGGACUCGGAGCUGGGCCGCUGGCCGUGGCAGGGCAGCCUGCGCUUGUGGGGCUCCCACCACUGCGGAGCGAGCCUGCUCAACCGUCGCUGGGCGCUCACGGCCGCGCACUGCUUCGAAAAGCACAGUGACCCCUUUGAGUGGUCGGUGCAGUUUGGGGAGCUCUCUGCCUCGCCGUCCAUCUGGAACCUGCAGGCCUACUACAACCGCUAUGGUGUGGAGGAGAUCGUUUUGAGCCCCAUGUAUCUGGGGGCUUCGUCCUAUGACAUCGCCCUGCUGAAGCUGUCCUCCUCUGUCACCUACAAUAAGUACAUCCAGCCCAUCUGCGUUCUGACCUCCUCCUCUGAGUUCCAGAACCGGACCGACUGCUGGGUGACUGGCUGGGGGGACAUCCAAGAAGAUCAGGAGCUGCCAUCCCCCUACAUCCUCCAGGAGGUGCAGGUCGGCAUCAUAAACACUGCCAUCUGUAACUACCUUUACGCACAGCCCACCUUCCGCUAUGACAUCUGGGGAGACAUGAUUUGUGCCGGCAAUCCCCAAGGUGGCAAGGACGCCUGCUUUGGUGACUCAGGCGGGCCCUUGGCCUGUGAAAAGAAGGGGCUGUGGAUUCAGGUUGGAAUCGUGAGCUGGGGAUCAGGCUGUGGGAGGCCCAACCGGCCCGGUGUCUACACCAACGUCAGUAGGCACUUCAACUGGAUCCGGAUGCUGCUGGCUCGCAGCAGCGUUCACAGGCCAGCCCCCUGCCUGCCGCUGGUCCUCCUCCCUCUGCUCUCGCCUGCCUUCCACCCCCGGCUGCCCGAACGCACCUGAGCCCAAGAGCUGGGGCCAUCUGCUGAGCCAGGCCCCGUCCCGCUCUGUCCCUUGUUUAAUAAACACGUUUGCAUGUUGGA